Messenger RNA from Saccostrea echinata, 864 nucleotides. RefSeq lists its product as uncharacterized. The record is from RefSeq and is a predicted model, not a curated record. NCBI's taxonomy places the organism in Eukaryota, Metazoa, Mollusca, Bivalvia, Ostreida, Ostreidae. The transcript has 3 exons. Bases 1 to 864 code for a protein of 287 amino acids.
AUGGCAGAAGCAGGUAAAAAAGAACAAAAGAUACCAUCAGACAAGGCAGGAAAGAAAGACCCCAACUACAGAGUGUUAACUAAAGAGGAAUAUGACGUUUUAGUAAAUGCUAGUUUAAAGCAAAGCAACACUAGUACCCCCUUGGGUAAACCAAAUAUGUCACCAAUGGCAAGACUCUUAAAUAGUAAACCAUUAAAUUUUGACUUCCCCAAAACACCAGAUGUCCCUUCUACCCCUACAUGUACAAUCAGCACCCAAUACAACUUUCCAAAAUUACCAACAUUUAGUGGUGCUGAUGAUCCUAAACAAGGUGAGGUCAAAUAUGAAGUAUGGAAUUUUGAGGUCAAGUGUAUUCAAAAUUCAGGCCAGUACCCUGAGCACAUUUUGCUCCAGUCUGUAAGAAAUUCAUUAAAAGGGCUUGCCCGAUCAAUGUUAGUUUCUAUUGGAGAAAAUGCUUCUCUAAAAGAUAUUCUAACCAAACUUGAUGGAUUUUUUGGAAAUGUUGCUUCAGGGGAAACUCUUAUGCAAUCUUUUUAUAAUGAUAUGCAAAAAGAGGGAGAAUCACUUGUAGUGUAUGCUUCUAGAUUAGAGGAUACUUUAUCCAAAGCUAUAAAAGUUGGCUAUAUAGAUGCCGUUGCAAAAGAUGCUAUGCUUAGAAGUAAAUUUUGGACUGGUUUGUACAAUGCUGAGAUAGCAGAAACAACAGACUUACAAAAGGAACUUCAGAAAUUGACAUCAACAAUGCAAAGAUUAGAGAGCAAAAUUGACAGUAACUCUCAAAGUUUUCAGCAAUUAAGCAAUAAAGUUAAUCAGUUGGAAAGAAAUGUCAAACCAACAAAGUCCAAAUUUUAUUGGGUCAGGUAG